This is a messenger RNA of Hydatigera taeniaeformis, 711 nucleotides long. The record is from the annotation of a GenBank genome assembly. Lineage: Eukaryota; Metazoa; Platyhelminthes; Cestoda; Cyclophyllidea; Taeniidae.
AUGUCUUCCUCUGUUAUUGUGUAUGGUGGGAAUGGGGGUCUGGGAUCUUCUUGUGUCUCGUUUUUCAAAAAAUACGGCUUCUGGGUUUGCUCUGUUGGUUGGAAAGAAAAUGUUCAGGCUGACGCUAACGUGAUCAUCACCAAACUUGAUUCCUUAGAGGAACAAUAUCAUGAGGUAGCUGAAGGUUUGAAAGAAAUUCUGAGUGGUUCUCUUGUCGAUGGGAUUUUUUGCAUGGCUGGUGGUUGGGUUGGGGGAAACUGCAGCACUGAAGGUUUCAUUAAAAGUGUUGACAUUGCAAUCAAACAAAGUGUUUGGCCUUCCGCUGUCGCUGCUUCGGUUAGUUCGAUAUACCUUCGAUCGGGUGGGUUAUUCAUUCUCUGUGGGUCUAUAGCAGCCUUGGAUGGUACUCCAAAAAUGAUUGGAUAUGGGUUAGCAAAGGCAGCCAUCCACCAGCUUACCGCAAGUUUAGCUGAACUCGAUAGCGGGAUGCCACCUGAUUGUUACGUCAUUACCUUGUUAUUUGGUACGUUAGACACACCAAUGAAUCGGAAGUUGAUGCCGAAAGCAGAUUUCUCUACUUGGACUCCUCUUGACUUCAUCAACAGACUGCUGCUUGACUGGAUCCAGGGUAAAGUGCGUCCGAAAUCUGGUAGUCUUGUUAAAGUUAUGACAAUCAAUGGCAGAAGCGAGUGUAUGCCCUGCACUGCUUAA